Lotus japonicus is the source of this 1504-nucleotide messenger RNA. RefSeq names its product transcription factor MYB83. Bases 160 to 1218 code for a protein of 352 amino acids. The transcript has 2 exons. Lineage: Eukaryota; Viridiplantae; Streptophyta; Magnoliopsida; Fabales; Fabaceae. The record is from RefSeq and is a predicted model, not a curated record.
UUGUGUGUGUGCCUCUCAAAAACAUCAUUCAUCACCUAGUUAGCUAUAUAGCUUUCUCAUAUAUAGUAGAUCUCUAUCACAACCCAACCCACUUAAAAGAAGAAAGCUAGGCCAGCCUCAUAGGUUUCAAUUUCAUAUAUAGUUCUGAAAUUGAAACAAAUGAGGAAACCUGAUCUGGUCAUGGCAAAAGACAGAGUUAUGAACAACAACAACAACAGUAGCAAUAACAACAAUGUUGUUAAGAGCAAGCUUAGGAAGGGGUUAUGGUCACCUGAGGAAGAUGAAAAGCUUCUGAGGUACAUGAUAACUAAGGGACAAGGGUGCUGGAGUGACAUUGCUAGGAAUGCUGGUCUUCAGAGAUGUGGUAAAAGCUGUCGUCUCCGUUGGAUUAAUUACUUGAGACCUGAUCUCAAGCGCGGCGCAUUUUCGCCACAGGAGGAAGAUCUCAUCGUUCAUUUACACUCCAUUCUUGGAAACAGAUGGUCUCAGAUUGCUGCACGUCUCCCUGGUCGCACAGACAAUGAGAUCAAGAAUUUCUGGAACUCCACUCUGAAGAAGAGAUUCAAGAUCAACAACAACUUGUCCACCCCAUCACCAAACAACAGUGACUCAUCUGAACCCAGAGAUCAUGUUUCUGGGGGCAACAACAACAUUAUCAUGCCUAAUAUGAAUGAGCAACAUGACCUCAUGACAAUGUGCAUGGAUUCAUCCUCAUCCACAUCAUCAUCAUCCAUGCAAUCCAUGCGCAAUAUGCCACCUUCCAUGGUUCUACCUGAUCAUCAACACUUUGAUCCCUUUUUCGCCAUGACCAGUGCACCCACCGGUUUCCCUGACUUAAUGUCUGCUGCAUGCUUCACACAAUUUGGCAUGGUUGGUGAUGAUGAUGGUGAUGGACUUCAUUGUGAUUAUGGUAAAAUGGGGUUAGAGAGUGACUUUUCCCUUCCUCCACUAGAGAUUAGUCGAAGCAAUAAUAAUAUUGAAGUCCCAAUUAAUAAUAAUAGUAAUGUGAAAAGUCAUAACAACAACAACCACUUCAAUAAUAGUUGCUUCAAUAACACUGAUGAUCAGAUUCAAAACUCCAACAUAGUAGUAGAGGACUUGUUUGGGUUUGGAAAUCAUAAUGGGCAAGCAGGGGAAAACUUAAGAAUGGGGGAAUGGGACUUGGAGGGUUUGAUGCAAGACAUGUCCUUUUUUCCUUCCCUUGAUUUCCAAGUUUAAACCUUUUUCUUUUCAAAUUAAAAUUCCCUUUCAUAUACAUACACACAUGCCCUUAUGACCCAAACCACACUUUAGGGAAUUUUGGGCACCCAUUCUUUCCAUUAUAAACAAAGGACAAAACCCUUUUGCUUGUUAUAUCUUGUUGUUAUACUCAUUGUUUCCUUUCUUGUUUACAAAAUUUGUAAAACAAUUGUAAGUUUUAGUUCUGCAAUGAAAAUUGCAGUAUGUGUAUAGGGUGGCCUGGGAUUUUCAUACAUUGUUUGUGCCCUUGUGAAGCACUUCAGCU